CCACGGUCGCGAGUCCGCGAACGGGCUCUUCUGUUCGAAGUGAUCGUCAUCCAUCGAUUGGUAAACGAGCGCGCGUUAAGCCCAUGAAGAGGAAGAGCUGGAGAGCGAAUUCUGGCCGGUGAACUUUACCGCUCCUCUUUCAUCGGCUGACAUUCCUAGGAAGUUGGAUUUGAUCUGCAGUUUGCCGUUGAUUGUCAGGAAGUGCGGACGUAUUGUCACGAGAAAAUAGAAAAAAACACCAUUCAGCUUGUGUUUGGAAAUUGAUAAGAGGUGAUAGAAAUAGGAGUGAGCCGCGUGUGUUUUAUAUUAAUACACAACCAUGUUUGACUGAGCGGAUUCUAUAGUGAUCAAUGAGUGAUGUUAUCAUGAAAUGGAAAGGAUACGAAGAAAGAGAGCUGACAAUCAGACUUGAAGUACUUGGGAGCUCCGUGCAACAGUGUUGCUGAGGAGGAACCAUCAGUAUGAUUGGCCAUGCAAACUGGUUUCUUCUUCCAUUAUUGGUUUUGUCAUUGACGUUCAAAGCAGUUCUGGCAGGAUGCUACUUCCCCCUGGAAUUCCAAGGAGAGUUUCUCACACAGUCUAUGACCUCGCGAGAGAUCGCCUACUCCUCGUUGAGCGUUCUCUUCGAUUCGAUUCCGUCAUGGGGAACCUGCCAUCGCCGAUUGGGACAUCAUGUCAUCUUGGAAGACAACGACCAGACCUGUUUCAAGUGCAUCAGCAUGGUCUCCAGGUCCUCGAACGUCAUCCAGAUCCACUCCAAUGGGAUCGACCAGUGUCAUCCCACGGAGGAACUCGCCCGACAGAAUUGUCCCACUCAACAGGAGGUGCGGGAGCGGAAGGCUCAAGAGAUGAUGUUCUACAAAACCCGGGCCUUUUAUGGCGGGAGUGCCAUCAGUAAGACCUACUGUCCCUUGAAUGGGAAGUUCAAGUUCACUUACUCCAUUAAUGAUGGUACCGAGGAUGAUCUCGAGUGCCAUGAACCAUUGUCAGAAGCGACGGACUGUCCCACGGGCUACAAGUUCGACCUGCAUUUCAAAGGCUGUUCCUUUCCCGAUUUUGAUAUGAGCUUCCAAUGCCUCGCGUCAUGGCCGGGCGAGAAUGGAGAGACCUAUUUGAGCCUUUUGGAUACCAAACUACCUCAACUGGGCGAGGAGGCUCGACCACGAUAUCGUUGUGCACUCUUCAAAGAGGAUUCCGAUACGGGCCUGACACAUGUGGCGCUUUCCAGCGACUCGACCUGUGUCAACCAUUUGUACUCAGCUCAAGAUGGCUACGAGACGCUCCAUCUGGAAAAACUGGCGGAAGAAGAGCCCGAGGCCCCGGCUCAUCCCCAGUGUAUUUUUCCCGAUUGGAUGCAAGGUCAGUGGGAAGGCGUGACCAUUGAAGGCGGAGAAAUGGUGUAUCGGGAUGAGACCAAUUUCCAGACGUUCCGUGGAAAGUGCCUUCAAGCGGCCAAUGCGGAUCGGUUCGUGGUUCACCUCAAGACUGAUUGUGGAUCAGCCGCUCACUAUUGUGCCCUGUUCCAACAAAGAGACGUCAAUGUCAUGGAGUUCCAAUUAGGUGUGUCUUCGAGUGAUUCCUCUGAUUUGGCACUCUGCAACGUCGAGAACUUCAGCCCUUCGAAAUGGCUCACCAUGGGAAGGUCACACAUUUUGGAGCUCCCACACUGUCCCCUGGUGGGCGAAUAUACCGGGGUCAUUCCAGACGCCGAGGGUCUCUGUGCCAAGUCCUAUGCGGAUUGCAACAAUCCCGAAGUCAUGUUCUAUACAGUCUUCAAUUGUCAAAAUCAGACCGAGGUCUACGAAGAGCGGGAAUACCGCUGCUUCGGUCAGUGGGAGGAGGACGGUCUCGUCUACACGUACACCAAGCGGCAGGACUUGCCGGGCAACGAGUGCUUUGUGGGAGUGACCAUCGACGAGAACCAAAACAUGGUCACCGAGGCCGGUCAGAAUUGUGAACGAGGGCACCAGCCUUUGAAAUAUGGCAUGACGCUUCAGCGCCAGGCCAAAUGCUCGCACGAGAAGCCCUUCGAGGCCGUCACACAGACGCCGUUCACCCCGCCCGAUUUCAUGCCCUCGAUCAAUGAGGACACGUUGAGCGAUCUGGAGGACCAGGAAGAGAUCCGACUUCUCACGGAUCGCCCGGUCUCUCCUCGGCUCUCCAGCACAACCAAAGACGGUCUCGCCGUGUCAGGUGGUACUCCUGAUGAAGGGCAUCAUGGCCACAAAAAGACGUUAUCUGGGAAGAAGCAUCACCAUCAACAUGGCAAUCGUGCCACUUCCACUGUGUCUUACGAUAUCUAUUCCAAUGAAAUCCCCGGUAGUGGUGGGAGUGGAGCCCAGAUCGCGAGUUCGCCAAUGUGCAUGAUGGCCUUACUGACGUUUAGUGCGGUGUUGUUGGGCCUAUUGUACGACCACCACUAGAUGAUUGUUACAAACAAACUCAGAAUGCAGUGAAAAUGCAAUGUCCAACCAAAUUCAUUCAGACGAGUUGCUAACUCAGCUCGAGUGCCGAGAAACCACGAAAUCAAUCUUAGUCAACCCUCUCUAAUCCCUCUCUCCUCUUUACUCCAUCCCUCCGCCCUGUUCCCUCUCGCCCUUCACUACCCAGUUGAGAGGGGAAAACGCCCCCUUUAUCUUUAUUUAUGUGAUAAUAAUUUGGAGAACCUGACCCUCAGCGGAUCUUUGUCAUUCAUGUUGGAGGAAUGUGUUCCCAGAAAUCGUGUGACGAUGAAUGGUGGCGUUUCUGCGUGUGCCUAUUCCCGAAUCCCUUAUUCAUCGUGCCAGUUUUGAAACAUUGCACCGUGUAUGUUCUGAUCACAUACACACACACACGCACAUUCCCAUUAAGCAUGAAUCCUUGCGGACAUGCAUGCAUUCCAAUGCCAUACUUAACUCAGAAUUAUCUUGUUAAUGCCUAUUGUCAAAAGAAUCUAGAUUUUAUGACAGAAUAAAUGUUCUUUAUACUCA
This is a messenger RNA of Tigriopus californicus, 2969 nucleotides long. RefSeq lists its product as uncharacterized. NCBI's taxonomy places the organism in Eukaryota, Metazoa, Arthropoda, Copepoda, Harpacticoida, Harpacticidae. The coding region runs from base 462 to 2423 and encodes 653 amino acids. The transcript is spliced from 5 exons. The record is from RefSeq and is a predicted model, not a curated record.